AGAGAGAGAGAGAGAGAGAGAGAGAAACACACACAAACACCACCAGCACACAGAUUCUUCAGAGACAGUUAUGAAGCUCGUAUGGUCCCCAGAAACUGCUUUAGAAGCUUACAUAGACACUGUUAAAUCUUGUGAGAGCUUCAAAGAAUCCAGUAUAGCCGAGCUCCUCUCCACCAUGGCAGCCGGUUGGAACGCAAAGCUAAUAGUCCAAGCCUGGUUCCACGGCGCUCCAAUCGUGACAAGCAUAGGCCUGGCCAUCGCAGCCCGCCACACGCGCGGGCGGUACGUGUGCGUAGUCCCUGACGAGCAGUCAAGACAAAAGUACAUGAACGCCAUGAAAGAACACGAUGAAGUGGCGCCGCCGCCUGAGGUGGUGGUGGGUGAGGCCGAGGUGGCGAUGGCUGGGCUGGUGGGUGUGGAUUUUCUGGUGGUGGAUUGCAAGCGUGGAGAUUUCGACAGGGUGCUGAGGUUUGCGAAACUGGGUCAGAGAGGCGCGGUUUUGGCAUGCAAUAAUUCGAAUACGAGAGAUGGAAACGCGGUUUCGGGGUCUCGAUGGCAUGGGGUGCUUGAGAGAGGGGCACGUGUGGUGAGGUCAGUGUUUUUGCCUGUGGAGAAAGGGUUGGAUAUUGCUCAUGUAGGGAGUACUAAUAUUGGUGGGAGUGGGAGGAUGGCUCAUCAUAGCCGUUGGAUCAGGCACAUCGAUGCACGGUCCGGUGAGGAGCACGUGUUUCGGGGAUGAAUCCAAUUGAUUGAAAUUUCACAACUUUUUCCACAACUACU
This is a messenger RNA of Quercus lobata, 780 nucleotides long. Its product is annotated as ankyrin repeat/KH domain protein (DUF1442). The transcript is spliced from 2 exons. Lineage: Eukaryota; Viridiplantae; Streptophyta; Magnoliopsida; Fagales; Fagaceae. The coding region runs from base 71 to 739 and encodes 222 amino acids. The record is from RefSeq and is a predicted model, not a curated record.